Molecule: messenger RNA, 898 nt
Organism: Dentiscutata erythropus
Lineage: Eukaryota; Fungi; Glomeromycota; Glomeromycetes; Diversisporales; Gigasporaceae
Source: the annotation of a GenBank genome assembly
CGAUCUUGUUAUGGGAUGUUUCAUGUCAAAAUUAAGUGAAAAAGCUGAUUCUAUAAAAUCACAAAAUUCGCAGAAAGAAUUUCGAUUCAUUGGUGAUAGAAGAUUUCAUAAUGUAAAAGAUGCCGUAUAUUCUCUACCAAAUGAUGAAGAAGAAUCAGAUAGAUUACACUUACAACAUUUUUUAUUAAGAUAUAUCUGGCAAAGUAACUUUUCUGCUCCCAUCGAACAUAUUUUAUCUAAAAAAGGAUCUAAAAUUUUAGAUGUUGGAUAUCCAUCGACUAAUGUUGUUGGAUUAGAUAUAUCACCACAUCAACCCACACAAAUAAAACCUAGUAAUUUCAUUUUCGUUAAAGCAAAUGUUCUAGAAGGAUUGCCAUACGAAGAUAACACUUUUGAUUUUGUAUUUCAAAGAUAUUUGAUUUCUGGAUACUCAAAAGAGAAUUGGCCAUAUGUAAUAAAUGAAUUGGUUAGAGUUUUAAAACCGGGUGGAUAUUUAGAGUUAUGUGAAUUUUCUUAUCUGUUUGAUAAUGGACCUGCUCACGAACUUUUAUGGUCUACAGUUGCAAAAGUAUUGGAGGAAAAAGGUGUAGAUUGGGACACAUGUCAAAAGUUAGAAGGAUACGCACAAAAUCAAGGUCAUUUAGAAAAUAUUAACAAAGAAGUGAAACAAUGUUAUCAUGGUUUAAAGGCAAAUGAUAUUCAACUUAGUAAAGUGGCUAUCAGUAACGCGACUUCUGUGUAUGUUUCCCUUAAACCAGUUUUAACGAAAGCAUUAAAUAUUUCUGAUGAUGAAUUUGAUGAGUUAGUUGAAAAAUCAAAAGAAGAGCUAUUUGAGUUUGAUACUUAUUACAAUAUGGUUCGCGUAUAUGCAAGAAAAAUUAAUAAUACUAAUGAAUAA